This is a messenger RNA of Schistosoma guineensis, 2985 nucleotides long. NCBI's taxonomy places the organism in Eukaryota, Metazoa, Platyhelminthes, Trematoda, Strigeidida, Schistosomatidae. The record is from the annotation of a GenBank genome assembly.
AUGUACGGACUAAUAGUGAUCGGUAUACAAAAUUAUGUUGAAUCAAUUUAUGGUGAAGAUGUAUGGUUUAGAAUUGUUGAAAAAUCUAAUAUAGGUUUAUUAACAUUUCAAACGCAUAAUACCUAUUCUGAUACAGUACCAGAACGUUUAUUUUUAGCAUUUAGUCAUGAAACUGGUGAAAGUAUUGAAAAUGUAACUUAUCAAACUGGUUUAUCAUUUGCUGCAUUUAUAUCUGAUUAUGGUUAUGAAAAUUUAUUACGUGUACAAGGAAGAGAUUUUAUAAGUUUUUUACAUAAUUUAGAUAAUUUACAUGAAUAUUUACGUUUAUCUUAUCCAGAUAUUCAACCACCAUCAUUUUCUAUUAUGAAUACUACAAAUGAUUGUAUACGUUUAAAAUAUUCAUCAAAACGUAAUGGAUAUAUACAUUAUGUUCGUGGACAAUUAAUUACAUUAGCUAAACGUUUAUAUAAUCUUGAUAUUAAGGUGAUAUUAAUUAGUACGAAAAUUAUUAAUAAUAUUUAUCAAACAAUUUAUGAUAUAUAUACAUUAAAUGGUAAACGAUGGAUUGAUCCACAAAAUUAUUAUAUACAAAAACCAUUAGAUAGUUGGGGUGAUACAAUAUCUAGUAAUGUAUUUUUUGAUAUAUUCGCUUUUUCAUUAUUAAUAACAAAUCAAAUGAAAAUUAAACGAGCUAGUACAUCAUUUCGUAAAUUAGAUUCAUCUCUUGAAGGUUCAGAUUUUAAUGAAAAAUUCUUAUUAUUUAGACCAUUUAUUAAAUCAAAUAUAGAAGAGAUAAAACUACAUAUGCAUAAUACAUUUGAAUUGGUUCUGAUAAAAAAUCUAUGCUUGAAUAAAAACAAUGAUCGCUCAAUGUUGGGUAAGGCAGAAUGUAAAUUUAGAGGUGAAAUGCGUUUUGUUGAACAAUGGGAUAUGUUGUUAUUUCUGGGGGCACCAUCUAUACGUGAUAUCAGACAUUUAAAUGAACAUGGUUUAUACAUCUGUGAUUUGAAUAUGUUUGAUCGAAGUAGAGAUGUAAUAAUUUGUGGUGAUCAAAUUUCAAGCGAACUAGUGAAAUUAUUUCAGAUGCAACGUAAAAAAAGUGAAGAAUUAGAAAAAAGUAUGAAGCAUUUGGAUAAAAUGCGAAAAUUAACUGAUCGUCUCUUAUACCAAUGUAUUCCAAGAGCAGUGGCUCGUAAACUACGUGAUGGUACUCCAGCAAAUGAAACUAUAGAGACAUAUGAUUCUGUAAGUAUAUGUUUCACAAAAGUUUUUAACUUUUGUGCAAAAUGUAUAAAUACAAGUGUAGAUCAAAUUGUGGAGCUUUUAAAUAAAAUGUACACGCUUUUUGAUGAUCUUACAGAAGCUUCUAAUGUUUAUAAGGUUGAAACAGUUGGUGACAGUUAUAUGCUUGUCUCUGGAGCACCGAAUAAAACACGUUUUCAUUCUGCACAUAUAACAGAGAUGGCAUUAAAUAUUUUGAAAGUUACUCAUGCAUCUUUAGCAUGGCCAAAAUCAAAUGAUUCUAAGGACACCACUGGUAAUGAAGAUGAAAAAGAGGUUUUAAAGCUUUUUAUUGGAUGUCACACUGGACCUAUUGUAGCUGGUAUAGUUGGCCACAAAACACCAAGAUAUUGUUUAUUUGGAGAUACAGUGAAUACAGCUAGCAGAAUGAUGUCUAGUGGUGUGCCUGAUCGAAUACACGUCAGUCAAAUGUUUGCUGCUCACCUUUCAGAAUUCCCAUACAUUUUAGAAUACCGUGGCGAAAUUGAUGUUAAGGGCAAAGGUAAAAUGAGAACAUAUUUUGUGAAUGGUCGAUGUAAUGAAUUUACAUUAUCAAAUAAUAUAUAUGGAAAUCAAUUAGAUUUUAAUGAAAUCUUAGAAAAAGAUGUUGAAAAUGUUGAAUUAGAUGAUUCUACUAUAUCACAUAAUACUUCAAUUGAUGCUAUUGAUGAAUUUAUUGAAAAAGAUCAUGAAAUUUCAUCUGAAAGUUCAACAGGAAUUGAUAUAGAAGAAAUAUUAGGUCAUAAAAAUAAACAAAAUGCAAAAUAUAAUAUAAAUUUAAAUAAACAUGAUAAAAUGAUGAUAAGUAAAUUGACAGAUUCAGUAGACAUAGUCAGUUGUAACAAUAAUAAUAAUAAUAAUAAUAAUAAUAAUAAUAAUAAUAAUAAUAAUAAUAAUCAAGUGAUCAUUCCAAUCGACCAUAAAGAAAAAGAAUUACUAAGCAGUAAUGCGCCAUUGUUAUCAGCAACAGAUCAAAAUGAUACAAUUCAUCAUUAUACUACUACUACUACUACCACUGCUACUACCACUACUACUAAUCAUGAUAUUAAUAAUAGUAAUAAUAAUUCUGUUAUUUCCUUCGGUGAUAUUUGUCCAAACUUUAAACUAUCAAACGUCACACAAAAUAAUGAAAAAUCAUAUGAAAAAUUACAAAAUGACAAUAGAUUAAAUGAAACUAAUUGCAAUCUAAUUCAUUAUCAACAUCAAACACAAAAACUAAAUGAAUUACCAUGUUGUUCAUUACAAUUUUCAUCAUUAUAUAAAAAAGAUGUGAAAUUUGCAUUAAAUAAUAAAGAAAUAAUUUCACAUGAUUAUGAAAGUAGUGAUGAUAAUUAUAAUAGUAAUGAUAAAGUAAAAGAAAAAUGUCAAACAGUGGUAUUCGAAGGAACUAAUCAUAAGAUAGAAUACUCAACUAAACAACAACAACAUACACAAAAACAGUUACCAGUAAAUUUUAAUAAUAUCACUUCAGUAGAACAAAAACAUAAAAUUGAGAAAUUCAGAAAAAUGAUUAAAAAUAAUUCAUUCGGUCAAAUGAAUCCAAUUUCACUUUGUUCUUCUGGAUCUGAUUUAUUCAAUUCAUUAUAUGAACCUUUGACAUUAGGACUGACUGAACUGGCUAUUGUCAAACCAAAUGAACCAAUCGAAUAUCUUGGAUCAUGGUUAAAACGUUAUACGUCAAUGGAACAAGAAGAAGACUUUUAA